Linum tenue is the source of this 1139-nucleotide messenger RNA. The record is from the annotation of a GenBank genome assembly. Lineage: Eukaryota; Viridiplantae; Streptophyta; Magnoliopsida; Malpighiales; Linaceae.
UUCUUGCAGUCUUCCAGAAAUUAUGCCACCGCAGCUGCACCUCCUAAGGAGCAGAAAGUUAAGUUGCCAAUAGCUUUGUAUGGGGGAGCAGGAAACUAUGCCUCUGCUCUGUACAUUGCAUCCAAAAAGGCUAAUGUGCUGGAUAAAGUUGAGGCCGAACUACUUGACCUUGUUCGGGCAUUGGAGAAAAGUCCUACUUUUUCUCAGUUCACAAAGGACUUGUCAGUGCCUGCUGAUACGAGAGUCAAGGCCAUUAAUGACAUAGCUGACCAAGCCAAAUUUUCACAAGUUACCAAGACCUUCUUGGUUGUUCUUGCUGAGAAUGGAAGGCUGAGGUCCAUUGAUACCAUAGCUAAGAAGUUUGCAGAGCUGACAAUGGCUGAUAAAGGAAUUGUGAAAGCUACCGUGACAACAGUUAUGCCCCUCCCCCCAUCGGAAGAGAAAGAACUGAAGGAGACACUACAGCAGAUUAUUGGACAAGGGAAGCAGGUUACACUUGAGCAGAAGAUUGAUGCUAGCAUCCUUGGAGGCCUCGUGGUUGAGUUCUCACAGAAGGUGUUCGACAUGUCCAUUAAGACGAGGGCAAAGCAGAUGGAGAGAGCUCUCAUGGAACCAGUUCAGUUCUGAAACCAGUUAACUUUGGCCCACUCUAAACCGACUCCACUUCAGCUCCUUGCCCUACCUCUGCUUGAAAUUUCAAUCCAAUUGUACACAAUCCAUGGAGGAAACUUGUUAGAUCUCGUUUUGUGUUUCUUGACUAGCCACCAUUGUGAUGUGCUGUGAUGGAACAUGCUCCAGCUCAUAAAAAUUAACAAUGGACAGUGGUCGCAGCAGGGCAAGAGCUGUCUCAAUCUGUGCCUGGAGUUUGUUUCUUCUGCGAGUUUGUGCUACUCCUUAAAAGUCUUUAUUAUCACAGUUCAUAAGGAAUUUUUGAAAAUGUUCUUUAUUACAAUAAUAUAUCUAUCGUCAUAAUGACGGUUUUAUGUCCUUGAAUUUUUAUAUAUAUGUAAAAAAUUAUGCAGGUUCUAUAUGAGCUAGUUAGCUCAGGCCUUCAGGGUCAUUGACCAUAUUUUAGGCAAUGCCAAAUUUUGGCAUCAGUAAAUUUGUGCUUAUUGCUAAAGGUGAAUGUCUAAACGAUG